Molecule: messenger RNA, 1368 nt
Organism: Candidula unifasciata
Lineage: Eukaryota; Metazoa; Mollusca; Gastropoda; Stylommatophora; Geomitridae
Source: the annotation of a GenBank genome assembly
GAUCCUCCAUUUGUGAUGAUGUCUGUCCGAGGUGAUAAAUACCAAGGUCUUGCAGUGGAUGUACUGAAUGCAGCCAUUUCAAAGAUAGGCUAUGAUAAAGUCAGCAUUGAUAAUCAUGAAGAAGGUGUGUUUGGUCAUGAAGAAAAACCUGGCCAGUGGAAUGGUCUCAUUGGCGAAGUUCAAAACAAGACUGCUGAUGUUGCCCUGGCAGCGUUUACCAUCAACUCAAAACUGUCCACUGUUGUGAAGUUCAGUUAUCCAUUCAUGCAAGCUGGCUUUCGUGUUCUGUACAAGAUACCAGACUCCUGGUAUCCCAGUGAAGCCAUGGUGACUAUCCUGCGACCAUUCUCACCUGGUCUCUGGGUGCUGAUUGUUUUCAUGUUUGUUUUGGCCAGUGGUGCCCUCUAUAUGAUUGGACGUUUCAGUCCAUAUGAGGAUAUUGCCUUUGUGGGCAAAACUGCUACGUAUGAAGGACUGAAUGUAACAAAUAGUAUGCUGUACAUCUUCAGCUCUUUGGUGUGGCAAAGUUACACGGCAGCUCCCAAGUCAAUCUCUGGACGGAUACUCACUAGUGUCUGGUGGAUUUUUACCAUUUUUGCUAUUGGAGCUUACAUUGCUGGUCUGUGUGUUGUUCUGUUCAAAGUGAAUCCUGAGAUUCGAACAUUACCUUUUACAACUAUGAGUGAGAUGUCACGCCAGAACAAGGUUGGAAUUAUGGUGGUGCGUAAUUCUUCAACAUUCACUUACCUCAGCAACUCACAGGGGUUGGUGGAGAGGAGGGUUCGAGCCAUGCUGCAUACUCACCAAGAGCUUCUUGUGGAUACAGUAGAACAAGCCAUUGACAAGAUGACCCAGUCAGAUGGCAAGUAUGCCCUUCUCAUGGAUGGUCCUACAGCAGAAUACCUGUCGACCUUGGAACCCUGCGACAAAAUGGUCAUCGCAAAUCCGCUCGGCUUUCACACUUACGGAUUUGCCUGUAGAAAUGACUCCGAUAUUUGUGAUAGGCUCUCGACUGAGAUACUAGAAAUGUGGGAAGAUGGACGACUUUUGGCGAUGAAAGAAAAAUGGUUUCACUCCGGAUGUCUGGAGAGUCGGCCGAAAAGUUAUGUGUUUGAAGGUUUACCUUUCUUUGACACCUUUGGUGGAGAUCCAGACGCCAUCAUGCCACUGACAAUAACCGUGAAGAGAUUUUCGGCAGCCUUCAUCAUUCUCGUCGUUGGGAUUGCCCUUGCUGUAUUUGUGCUGAUAGUUGAAAUUGUCUGGGCGAAGAGGAGAGGUACUGCGGUACCAAGAAAACUCAACCAUUCAGUGGUAAGAGAUGAUGACCUGGAAAGAAUUGAGAAUGAGUUCCAUGACGAAAGAUCCUAG